This is a messenger RNA of Pyrus x bretschneideri (Chinese white pear), 2167 nucleotides long. RefSeq lists its product as uncharacterized. The transcript is spliced from 2 exons. Bases 851 to 1834 code for a protein of 327 amino acids. NCBI's taxonomy places the organism in Eukaryota, Viridiplantae, Streptophyta, Magnoliopsida, Rosales, Rosaceae. The record is from RefSeq and is a predicted model, not a curated record.
CAAAGGAACUAGAAGAUGAAGAACUGAUGGUAGAAGUAGAAACAAGAGAGAAAAAAGUCGGUCAAUCCAGUCAAACACUUUACAAACCAAGAACCUCAAAUCCAAAAAUAAAAAUGAUACACAAUUCCAACUAAAAUUUUGUAAACAUACCCACUUGCAUUGGCACCUCUCUCUCGCCUUCUCUCUCUAGCCAUUUUUUCUCUCCACCCCCCACCCUACAUGUAUAAAAUUGAUCAUGGGCAAUUGGGCAUGCUGCUUUAAAUAAGUGGGAGAAAUGAAAGGCAGAAAAGCAAGAAAUUGGAGGGGAGCUGGCUCAUGAAAACUUCAUGCUCUGUUUCUGUUUCUUGUAUAAGUAUACCUCUCCUCUGCUAAUUAGCCAAUGACCCAAAACUCCUCUCUCUCUCUAGCUUCUCUCUCUGAACUAAGAAGACGCACACGCAGAUACAGAUAGUCAGUUUCUUUUUUGGGUAUUUUUGGAGGCUUCUAUUUUGUUUUGUUUUAUAAAUCUUAUGUCUUUAUAAUUAUUUUCCACACAUCCUUUCAUCCCAUCCCAUUAAACAAUGAAAAUGGCAUAUUACCAUUCAUCAUUUUCCCUCUAUAGGAAACACCCAUCAUUGCUCCCAACAGUCGUUUUCAACCUUAGAAACCUGAGCUUCUUCUUCUGCUUGUAAAGCUAUUCCCUCCUUGGAAUCCCAUUCCUCUCACUCUCUCUCUCUCCCCUCCUUCUUCUUCCUCUCAUCAUUUAAAUACCACCCUCUGUUUUUUAAUCCCACACAAAAUUUCAAGCUUUCAAACACAAGCAGAACAAAAGAAAUUUGAAAAGAAAUUGAAAAGGAGAGGAAGAUUAAAAAUGGAUCCUUCAUCUACCAACUCUGUCAAUGGCUUCUACUCGUUUCUGACUCGAGGGAUCGACGAUCUCGAAAGGGUUUUUCUUUCCAACAACUUUAUGUCAAUCCAAUUCCUCCAAAGGGCUCUUUCCCUUCUUCGAUCUUUCCACUCCCAGCUGACCCUUCUCGUCCAGAAGCUCCAUUUGCCCGUCGGAGACAAGUGGCUCGACGAGUACAUGGACGAAAGCUCCAAGCUUUGGGAAGCCUGCCAUGUCCUCAAGUCCGCCGUCUCCGCCAUGGAGAAUUACUACACUUCCGGCCUCAACAUCACCUCCACCCUCGACUCCCACCGCCAUCUCACUCCCCAGCUCUCUCGCCAGGUGGUGCGCGCGAUUUCUGGGUGUCGGCGACAGGCGUUCGGAUUGGAGGAAGAGAACAGGGGGCUGAUGGAGACGAGAAUCCAGCCGCUGUCGCUCAAAUUCGACGAAAGGGUCUCCAUCGAAUCGAAGCUCAAUGGAUUUAAUGGGUUCAGGGGAGUCCUGUACGCAAUGAGGAACGUGAGCUCGCUGCUGCUAAUUAUCCUGCUGUACGGACUGGUGUUCUGCUGGCCGGAGGAGGAGUCGAGCUUCUGCAGGGGAGGGUACAACGAGGGGUGCGUGAUCUUCGGAUCGUCGUUCAUGGUAUCGACGGCGAGGCUGCAGCAGAGGGUUGCGGCGGAGAUCAGGCAGAUCAGGGAGAGGCCGGGGGUUCUGAUGUGGGAGUUCAGGAGGUCGAAGGCGGCGAUGGAGGAGCUGAGGGGGGAUCUCGAGAGGAGGGGGCCACAGGGAGGUGCGGAGCAGGAGGAGGAGGGCGGCGGCGGCGGGAUUAGGGAGGGAGUGGACAACUUGAGAGAGUGUUUUGGGGUGUUGAGAUCCGGUGCGGAGAAUAUUGUGAACCAACUUGAUGAUUUCUUUGAUGAAAUUGUUGAGGGGAGGAAGAAGCUUUUGGACUUUUGCAGUCAUAGGUAAAAGUAAAUAACUAAAAAAAAAUUACAUAGUAGAGAGAGUUAAUUAGUAGGGUUUUGUUGUACCUUUAUAACCCUCCCUCUUACUUAUGUUUGUAUUUUUAAAGUUUUUUUUUUUUUUUUUUUUUAAGACUUUGCACUUUCUCUCGAGUGUCUUCUUCUCUUUUGUUCUAAUAGUAACUAGUUAUUCGUCUAUAAUCAAGUUUGAAUUCUCGUUCGUGUAAUCUAAGAUUUGAUGUAGCAUAGACUCAUCAACAAGUAGUUACCAGUUACCAUGGUUGUAUUCAUGAAGAGUUUUUAUUUUUAAGCCACACCAAUAAAGCCUUAUUUCACUAAA